AUUGUGAUGGGUCCAGACGGCCAUUACUACUCGUUCUCAACUCAUGGACUAGUUGUCAUCAGCCGUGCUUCACAGCCCAACUCGUUGGAUGGCUAUUGGGAACCAAUUGGCUCAGUUCUUGAGGGAUCCAGCAUUAUCAACAAUACCGGAAGCACUGAUCCUUGGGCUCCUGAUGUGCAUAAAGUUGGAGACACCUACUACUGUUAUUACGCUGUCUCACAAUUCGGCAGUCAGUUCUCUAGCAUUGGACUUGCUACCUCGAAAACACUGAAACCUGGCAGCUGGAUCGAUCAUGGCGCAGUCCUUACGUCAAACACUACUGCUCCUUCGCCAUUGAACAUCACCAACGCAAUCGACGGUAACUUGUUCAUCGAUCCCAAGACCAAGAUCCCUUACCUUACCUAUGGCAGCUUCUGGAGCGACAUCUGGCAGUUCCAGCUAGCUCAGGAUCUGCUUAGCGUUGUCUGGUCUCCAACCCCUACGCAACUGAGCUUGGAUCCUGUGAGUCCGCAAGCAGAGGAAGGCGCAUACCUAAGCCGUCACGAUAGCUGGUACUAUCUUUGGUAUAGUCAUGGCUCAUGCUGCGGCUACAAUGUAUCUGCUCUGCCUGCGCCUGGGAAAGAAUACUCUAUCCGCGUUGGCCGCUCCAGAUCAGCCACCGGACCUUUUGUCGACCGUAAUGGCGUAGACUUGAAGAACGGUGGUGGCUACAUUGUCUACGGCAGCCAUGAUUAUGUCUAUGGACCUGGUGGUCAGGGUGUCCUCACAAAUUAUCAUGGGCGUGAUGUCUUGUACUACCACUACGUGAACACCAUCCAAAACCCCAUGUACCUCGAUGAGCUAAAGCUACUCGGUUGGAACUACAUCGAUUAUGUCGAGGGAUGGCCUGUUCUAGUCUACAACUAA
Aureobasidium melanogenum CBS 110374 is the source of this 906-nucleotide messenger RNA. Its product is annotated as endo-1,5-alpha-L-arabinosidase. The transcript has 3 exons. Gene Ontology annotation, biological process: carbohydrate metabolic process. The record is from RefSeq and is a predicted model, not a curated record. The annotation marks the transcript as partial. NCBI's taxonomy places the organism in Eukaryota, Fungi, Ascomycota, Dothideomycetes, Dothideales, Saccotheciaceae. Gene Ontology annotation, molecular function: arabinan endo-1,5-alpha-L-arabinosidase activity.